AUGGGUUGCUGUGGCUCCCGCCCCGUCGAUGUCGACGACUCUCCAGCUGCCGCACCUGCUCAAGCCGGACGACCUACUCAGCAGCAUGCCAUCACCUCUGAAACAGCAAUAAACCCCACCUCGAGCACUGCGCGACGGCGCACAAGCAACCUCGAGCCCCAGAUCUCACGUCAGUCCGAAGAAACCUCUCGCUCAAGAAGUCAUGUCUCACUAGCAGAGCACUACAAUCUACCCCUCCAGAAGCCGAAGCCGUGGGCGUCCAAGUCGCGCAGAUGGACCCCAUCGAGUCUGCGCCGUGAGCGCUACGAAUUCUUCGAGACACGGGUCACUGGUCACCGCGAGAUAUGGGGUGCACUACGGCAGGUCGCUGAAAGCGUACGUGAGAAUGACCUUGCUACCGCCCAAGGUAUCCUAGAUGCUAUCAAUGUCACACUGCCAACCGGCCGGCUGGAAGAAGGCGGCUACGAUGAAGCAGGCAAUCUAUACCGCGUUCCCGCUGCUGUGCUGAGUGACCCGACCAAUAUUGCGCCCGACAACGAAGACGAUGUCGAGACAGACACUAUGGUCGGCGCUACCGAUCUUCAAGAAUCGGCCAAGGUCAUUGAGGAGGAUGACGAUCUUGAGAAAGACACCAUGCCGGCGUCGCCCACGAAAGAGGAGAAAGGCAAAGCACCUCUCGAGAAGGAUGCAAUGAGAGUCAAAUGUCGCCUGUCCGACCGUGGUGGUCCAGAUGUCGUCGUUCCGCUCGGAAAGACGCAGAACGUCGGAGCCCUUGCGCGACUUGUCAAGGAUGAGAGUGACGUCCCCGAACACGCUCGCAUCCGAGUUGCAUACCUAGGUCGCAUCCUCGACGAACGACGCACGCUCCAGGACCAAGGUUGGAAGGAAGGUCAAGUCGUGAACGUUCUCAUUUCUGGUGUAUUCAGCAGCUAA
This is a messenger RNA of Cyphellophora europaea CBS 101466, 933 nucleotides long. RefSeq lists its product as uncharacterized. Gene Ontology annotation, molecular function: protein binding. The transcript is spliced from 3 exons. The record is from RefSeq and is a predicted model, not a curated record. NCBI's taxonomy places the organism in Eukaryota, Fungi, Ascomycota, Eurotiomycetes, Chaetothyriales, Cyphellophoraceae. The coding region runs from base 1 to 933 and encodes 310 amino acids.